AACAGUUGUAUAUAAUAAAACUGCUUUAGAUUACACACAAGUUGAAAAUGCCGAUGGUAUACGCGAAAUCAGGUAACAACUAACAUCUUGCAUUUGUUAUUUUCUUGAAUAUUCUAUCAAUAGAGGAAUUUCCGAUUACGCAAUAAUCGGAAGUCGGCCAUCUUGGAGGCACUUGCGCAAUAACGCUUCCGCAUAGAUACAGUACAGUGCACAAAUACAAUACCACAGCUGUCAAUUGGUAAACAUCCUACGGCAAAAUGGUGAUUAAAUGUGCUGUUUUGGGCUGUUCAAAUAGGAAAGAUCGUGAAAAGGACUUUAAAUACUAUAGAUUGCCUGCAAUUGUCAGCAAUCAGGGUGAAGAGUGUGAGAAACUGUCUAGCGAGCGGAGACGUGAAUGGUUGGCUAACAUGAACCAGUGUUUUAAAAACAAAAACUUGGAUAACGUGAGGAUUUGUUCAGAGCAUUUUGUCAGUGGAAAGAAGGCAGAUCUGUAUGACAGAACCAACCCAGACUGGUGUCCCACUCUGUGGCUUGGAGGAUCCAACCCUGAACCAGUUGUCUCAACACCACUGCACAGUGCCACACCACAUGUAGAUAGGUAUAAGCGAGUCCAGGAGAGGUCUAAGCGUAAACGCCUUGAGCUAAUACAGAACGAUGAAGAAAGCACGUUUGAAUCAAGUGAUUCAGGAUGUGAAGGUGUUGCUUCUCAAACAGACAUGGAUGGUAUCUUCAUUAAUUCAAUGGACAGUGAAAUUCGAAGAUUGCGCGAAGAGAACUUAAAGUUGAAAAAGGACAAUGUUGUUUGUUUGUCAAAGGAAGACUUUGAAGGCAAUUGCGAGAAAGUGAAGCAUCUUACAGGACUAUCCACAUUUGCCUUACUGAUGACACUGUUUAGUUACCUAGAACCACAUUUACAGCCUUCAGGUGUGCUUGACCAGUUUAGAAUGAUGAUUUUAACACUAAUGAGACUAAGACUUAAUUUGUCUGUGUUAUUUUUAUCAUAUGAGUUUGGAAUUUCUCAGUCAUCUGUUUCCAGGAUAUUCAGCAGUGUUAUUGACACAAUGUUUGCUAGAAUGAAACCAUUCAUACACUGGCCUGAAAGAGAAACACUGCAAAAAACAAUGCCAAUGCAGUUUAGAAAACAUUUUGGCAAGCGGUGUUGUGUCAUAAUAGACUGUUUCGAGGUUUUCAUCGAAAGGCCGUCCAACCUAAAAGCCCGCGCCGAGACCUGGUCAUCGUACAAACACCACAACACUAUCAAAUUUCUAAUUGGGAUUACUCCCCAAGGAACAGUGUCCUUUAUAUCUAGAGGUUGGGGUGGUAGAGUGAGUGACAAAUAUAUCACAGAACAUUCCGGCUUUUUAAAUAAUAUAGUUCCAGGUGAUUUGAUAUUGGCAGACAGGGGAUUUGACAUUCGUGACAGUGUGGGCACUUUAUGUGCACAGGUUAAUAUUCCUGCAUUCACCAAAGGACGCAAUCAGCUUUCACCAACAGAUGUAGAGACCACAAGGAACAUAGCAAACGUUCGCAUUCAUGUUGAACGUGUUAUUGGAACUGUGCGGCAGAAAUACUCAUUUCUUAACGGAACUAUUCCAAUCCGCUUCCUAAUGACAAAAGACAGCGAUUUUACAGUGAUUGACAAAAUUGCUCAUGUUUGCUGUUCACUUGUGAAUUUGAAUGAUUCCGUUGUAGAUUUUAAUUAAGUGUUUCAUCUUUGUUUAGUUUCUGUACAUACAUAAUGUUAUUAACGUUAUUAUAUUGCCCACUGUUUGGGUAGUUAUUCUACACAUGCUUUCUGAUAUAAAAACU
Messenger RNA from Mya arenaria, 1809 nucleotides. RefSeq lists its product as uncharacterized. The record is from RefSeq and is a predicted model, not a curated record. The transcript is spliced from 2 exons. The coding region runs from base 258 to 1703 and encodes 481 amino acids. Lineage: Eukaryota; Metazoa; Mollusca; Bivalvia; Myida; Myidae.